AUGAGCUCUUCUAACUGUAGAUUUUAUGAGAAUAAGUAUCCAGAGGUGGACGAAGUGGUAAUGGUUAAUGUCCAAGAAAUUGCUGAAAUGGGGGCCUACGUCAAAUUACUCGAGUAUGACAAUAUUGAGGGAAUGGUUUUAUUAUCAGAGUUAUCUAGAAGACGUAUUAGAUCGAUACAAAAGUUGAUCCGUGUUGGAAAAAACGAAGUUGCUGUGGUUUUGAGAGUGGACAAAGAAAAGGGAUAUAUCGAUUUAUCUAAAAGAAGAGUCUCCGCUGAAGAUAUUGUAAAGUGUGAUGAAAGAUACAAUAAAUCGAAAGCAGUUCACUCCAUAUUAAGACACUGUGCAGAGAAAUUCAAUAUCAGUUUAGAAACCUUAUAUCAGACAAUCGGAUGGCCGUUAAGCAGACAAUAUGGCCAUGCAUAUGACGCAUUUAAGUUAUCCAUUACCGACUCUACAGUCUUUGAUGAGAUUGUGCCUCCUUCAAAAGACGUGUUAGAAGAAUUAAAAUUAUACAUUUCUAGACGUUUAACACCACAAGCUAUCAAGAUAAGAGCCGAUGUUGAAGUUUCUUGCUUUGGUUACGAUGGUAUUGAUGCGAUCAAGUCAGCAUUGAAAGCAGCUGAAGAUGUUUCCACUGAACACAUGCAAGUCAAAGCCAGUUUAGUGGCUGCACCAUUAUAUAUCAUAUCUACUCAAUCAUUAGACAAGACCCAAGGUAUUUCUUUGUUAGAAACUGCUAUUGAGAAAAUAACGGAAUCAAUUGAGAAAAAAGAUGGAGUUUGUAAAAUUACAAUGGCUCCAAAGGCUGUGACAGCUAGCGAUGAUGCUCAGUUACAGGCCUUAUUGGAAAGAAAAGAAAAUGAAGAUGAAUCUUCGGAUGAAGAAGAGGACAAAUAG
Molecule: messenger RNA, 900 nt
Organism: Priceomyces carsonii
Lineage: Eukaryota; Fungi; Ascomycota; Pichiomycetes; Serinales; Debaryomycetaceae
Gene: SUI2
Product: translation initiation factor eIF2 subunit alpha
Exons: 1
Coding region: 1-900 (299 amino acids)
Biological process (GO): translational initiation
Cellular component (GO): eukaryotic 48S preinitiation complex; eukaryotic translation initiation factor 2 complex
Molecular function (GO): translation initiation factor activity; ribosome binding; RNA binding
Source: RefSeq, a predicted model, not a curated record